AUGGGGUCGCACAUAUUUGUGAUUUUAGGGGUAAGAAAAUUCCGGUAAGAACAACAUGUAGGGAUUUCAAGAUUUAAAAAUUUGCGUUUAAAGAGUUGUUACGUACCGUGUUACCAAGUGACUAAGAUGAGGGUUGUACUUGGCCUCCAAAUAGGCUAUUAUGGAAUAGGGGCUCUGAGAGGCCAGCGGUACAAACCCUAAAAAAUUGACUCAUUUCCCCCUUUGAGUGGUUAUUUCGCUUACUCUGACUUCAAAUCCAAAUUAAUUAAUGGCACACCUAAAUUUUUUGUAGCCAUUCGAUACUUUAGGGGAAAGUAUGUUCUGAAAAUCAGAGUCCAUAUGGCUCAUCAAGGAGGUCACUUCUACCGACUAAAUUCGAGGCCGUUUUUAAGGUAUGCUGAAAUAAUAGCAUAGCAUAAAUCCUCCCUUCCUGUCGGUCAAAAUCUGUUGACCUUUAUGUUUGCUUUGGUCUUCUUCAUCAGGCGCCGAGUAUGAACGCCUCUUCAACUGCUGUGAAUUCAUCAAUGUCUGCAAACGGUAAGAGACAAAGCACAGGUCCAACUCAAACACCUGCCCUUUAGUUUUUCAAUUAAAAGGAGGGCGUCCCCCGCCUUCAAGCCAGUCUUGCCAUUUCAAACCCCGAAACCCGUGUAGUGUUACGUCAAAGCUCGUAGCCUAAGGAUUGGCCUAAUUAGAGUGUGUGUUACUGACACCAGUGGGUUCAACACUCAGUUGUGAAGAGGGUUGGUUCUGAACAAAUGGAUCAUUUGGGUUGUUUGCAGUCAUAGAACGUUAUUAGAGACAUUUAGCACCAGGGUUUUCGCAUUAACGGCAAACCUGAAAUGGAACUUUCAGGUUAGGCGUUUGGUGUUUUGACGUUUAUGGCUCCUACCGCUUUAGCUACACCUCUCCAACCUCAAGCAAAUUUACGUAGAAAACAAGUGAAUUAUGAGAAGUUCCAGAAAAUGGCGGCUGCUGCAAGGUUAGUUUUUCUAAGCUGAUGCGCUUUCAGGAUUUUUUGGAGUUCUCAAACGAUCAUUUAUCUGCAAAAAAGAAAUACAUUUUUUAUUUUCCAUUGCUAAGGUAUGAUUUUGAGGACAUCCUUACUGUAGCUCUGGCCUUUGACAUUAGUUCUUCAGAUGAUUUGUGCGAUGAAGUAUUCUAUCCAUCUUUUCUCGACAUCCUCUCCCUUUGACUUCUACUUGUUUAUCAUCAGUAGAAAAAGCUUUGCUGAGUAUUUUAGCUACUUCGUCCCACUCUUGGGGCUUUUCAGGGAAAUACUUCGCCACCUCCUAUGCAAGGGCUAGCUCGUGCUUCAUUUCUGACUAUCGGAAUAGAGCCAUGAUACCCUGGAAUUAUAACAUUUUAAGCUUUCUCAGAUACCAUCUACUGCUGAUUGAAUGAUAAACCUUAAAGGUGAGAAAAUCCUAUGAGUUAUGAGUUCACAGAAGGCCACUAGCGACCGUAAACUUCGAAAAAAACAUGAAAUUGAAGAGGCCGCCAUAUUGAAUUUCCAGACAACAGCAGUGUUUGAUUUUCAAAUGGCAACAAGAAGUCCUAUUUUCACUCAUUCGCUAUAAGAUAUAUCUAAACUUGUUCUAAAAAGACUGGUUUACAAAACUUUCUGAUUUGUACGUGGCAUAAAAACAAAUUCAGGAUAAAAAACGUUCAGGUAAAUCACUUACGUAAAAACCUACUUCUUGGCGUUAAGAACUCCGAACGUGACCACAGGGCUUGAUCACGUGACCUCCACCGCCGUUUGCCGUUCGAGGUUUCCGCUGAAAACCCUGGUGCUAAAUGUCACUACUGACACAGGAUGUCUUGCGCGAACAGCCUACGCCUUGCCUCAAACGUUGCUGAAAGUGGUUGAGUUCUUGUCGCAAGGGGCCGAGAGUAUGCUUUGUGUUUUUGUUUUGUUUUGGCCAAAUCCAUUCAGUCUACACUUCACAUUCAAACGCCUAGGUUCGCAAGCAGCCAAGAUCGAGCUGUCAAGUUCAGCAUAACGCACUUGAUUCCCCCAGUGCCUUUCUCAACUAUCCAUUUGUUUUGUCUGUGUCCAUGACGUCCUAACGCUGAUUUUAUCGUGUUUUAGCUUCCACAGUGCAGGCUCCAUUCUCGUACCCAUCAAGUAUUAAACUCACCUUCGCCAUUUUAUACACUGCAAUCAUUUCAGUGGCCUUGGUUGGAAACAUUUUGGUGAUCUACAUACUAUACAAGAGGCCAGAAACCAGGAGAUUAACAAGCUUCAUGUACGUCAACCUCGCUGUGGCCGACCUGCUCGUAACAGUUGUUGUCAUGCCUCAGUCGAUGGAACUAAUCAUUUUGGACAAUCUGUGGAUCGAUGGAGCAUUUGGUGAAUUAUUUGCAAAGCUCAUCAUGUUUGUUUUUUACGUGGCGGUCACAGCGUCCGUCUUCUCUCUAACAGCUGUGGCUUUUGACUUCUUCUUCGGGAUUGUCUUUCCCAUGCAAAAGUUCCCUCGCUUUAGGAACAAAAAGAUCUUGGUUCCCACAAUUUGGAUCAUCUCAAUGUGUCUAAUGGCCCCAUGGCUGGUCAUAAUCAAAGUUAAGAACUCCAGGAUAGAAUUUAAGUUUAGUCAGUUUGGCGAGACUCAAGCGGCCUUAAGAGGUGUGUUCCUUUACCUCGUAGUCACCAUCUACUUACUGCCUGUAGUUACCAUUUGUGUCCUCUAUGGGUAUGUUUGUUACACGCUACAGAAGCAUAAACUACCGGGAGUUGAAAUCAAAAAUCGCGCAAGAAAUCGCACCAACGCUACCAAGCGCAAGGCGAUAAACAUGUCAAUCGCUGUCGUUGUUGCUUUUGCUCUUUGCUGGCUCCCAGCGCACGCGCAUCAUAUGAUUCUGGCCAUAGACUUCAAACUGAGUCUAUCCCUGCCAUAUUAUUUCAUGCUGUUAUGCUAUUGGCUUGGACAUGCAAACAGCGUUGUCAACCCCUGGCUCCUGAUAUACUUUAGGAAGAAAUUUAGAGCCGAGUUUCGGAGAAUGAUAUCUUACCCAUUAAUGAGAAUCUCAUUCUUGAGUAAAACAAAUGGGAGCGUAGGGAGUGAGGCCAAACAGCCAAUACUGGAUCAAACUGUCCAGUCUACUGUUGUAUACCAGUUUACAAGUGCUGUGUAGAGAUAAUUUUGCAGUAAACAGUAUUCAUUCUAAUCAUUGCAUAAACACAGUUAAAAGGAAUCAUAACUUAUUAUUUUGUUUAGCAUCAUUUAUCACAAUGGCUUUUACUAUGAUUGUUGUCAUUAUACCUAUGAUAACGUACUUUAAGACAUCCGUCAGCUAGAAACCAAACCAAACCACGAACCUGUAGCACUGAAGGAUUAAUGUUGUAACUAUUACCAUUAGUUAUUAUUGCAGCAUUGAGAUUUUAAUUUUUUUCAUCAUCAUUAUCCUUACUAACAUUAUGAUUUAUUUAUUUCAAAAGUAGAUGUGUUUUGCUAAAUUCCAAAUGCAACAAACUAGUUCCUUUUAUUUAGGGCAGUUUUUGGAAGACGAAAUCUGAAAAAUACCACUCCCUUCUGAGUCCACGUCCUUCCAAGUAUCAACAAUUGUAUAUAAUGUUCUUACUACAGCUUAAGUCCAUGAAAUAAUACACGAACAAAACGACCACUAGUGGCAUUGCUAUAGUAGUGUUCACCAGUACAAUUGUACAAAGACUGUCGAGGAAAAAGCGUAAGAAGAAAAAGCGUAGCAGGAAAGGUCGUUGUUCAAAAUCUAUCACCAAAUUUGUUCCGUGAAUUUGUUUAGAUACAAGGUGAAAAAGAUCGACAAAAAGUGACAACAUUAUGGUACCUUCCAAACCAGUUUCAAAACUAGAAUACGCGAGACAAACAAGUUGCAG
Messenger RNA from Pocillopora meandrina, 3856 nucleotides. The record is from the annotation of a GenBank genome assembly. Lineage: Eukaryota; Metazoa; Cnidaria; Anthozoa; Scleractinia; Pocilloporidae.